AGAAAUCUUCCCCCUUGCUGGAAAAGUCGGAUCUGCCCUGCUCUGCUUUGUCCUUCCGCCGGCUGCUCUUGAUUGUGGGUGAUUUCUGGGCAUUUUUUCAGUUUCCGAUCGUUUUGUCAGUUAGUGCGUGAAUUGAGUGCUCGGUUUUGUGCGAGUGAGGUAAGUAAAUUAUGGUAACGCCCUUUGAUUUUAAAAGCAUGUUUUGAUUUGUUUUUGAAGUGGUGGCGGGACUAAACCCGUUUUACACGAGCAUGACUGAUUUGAAGUGAAAUGUUUAUGUUUUUCAUUAAAUUGAGCAUGCCUACUUGAAAGUGAUUGUGAAUUGUGAAUUGCCUGUUAACUUCUGCCUGUUUUGUCUCCGAUGUGGUCAUGUUAUUCGUGACCCUGCUAGUGGGGGAGGAUAUAAACGCUAGCACAUGUCGACAUGUAGUGAUAGAGCUGGUUCGUUCAACCCAGCUAGUGGGGGUUAUACACCAGCAAAUCGUGGCCCUGCUAGUGGGGAUUAUACACUGGCCGUGACCUAUAGAGGAGACGUCUAUUUCGUUCCUGUACUGUAUCCGAUUUGCGUGAUUGCACAUGUUGGCAUGCUAUAAGUUUAAUAAUGGGCACUCUAUAUUUACUUACUGAGUUUAUCUCAUAGUUUUUCCUUGUCCACCAUUUCAGGAAGUGAAUCCGAGGACGGGGAAACCACGGGAAGUGACGAGUUAGAAGGCUAGUCAUAUUGUAAUUGAACAUAGAUUUUAUAAUUUGAUCUUCAGAUUUUGAUGGUAUCAGAGUAUGAUAUGAUAAGUUCCGACCCUUGUGCACUUGUGGGACCCGUCUCACGAGUGUACGGCAUCUGUUGCGCCUCGGAUUUGGGUUCUGGGGCGUGAUAAAAGUAUUGGGAUGCU
Rubroshorea leprosula is the source of this 890-nucleotide messenger RNA. Lineage: Eukaryota; Viridiplantae; Streptophyta; Magnoliopsida; Malvales; Dipterocarpaceae. The record is from the annotation of a GenBank genome assembly.